AUGGACACAUUAUCUUUUGAUGAACAAGCGAAAGAAGUCUCAUCCCAUGAGGUUGAGAAUGUAGCUGCUAUUGAAGCAGUAUCGUUUACUGAUGAGCAAGAGAAAGCGCUGGUGAGGAAGAUUGACCUCACCCUCUUGCCCACAAUCUGGGUCAUGUAUUUGUUGUCCUAUCUGGACAGAACCAAUAUCGGGAAUGCGAAGAUUUCCGGUAUGCAGGUAGAUCUCAACUUGACAUCCAACCAGUACUCGAUUGCUCUGGUUGUCUUCUUCGUCGGGUAUGUCUUAUGCGAAGUUCCGAGCAACCUCGCAUUGGCCAAAUCGCGGCCUUCGAUCUUCCUACCUUCAAUCAUGAUCCUUUGGGGAGCCUUGACAUGUGUCAUGGCGGCCAUAAAAACCUUCACUCACUUGGUAGUCCUGAGAAUUAUCUUGGGCUGCAUUGAGGCCGGAUUUGCUCCCGGUGUUUUGCUCCUCCUAUCCUCAUGGUACAAGCAAACCGAACAGUCAAAGAGGUUCGGGGUGUUUAUCUCAGCCGCCGUUCUAUCGGGUGCAUUUGGAGGACUUGUUGCAGCCGGAAUCGUUAAUGGCCUUGAGGGUGUACAUGGUAUCCGAGGCUGGCGAUGGCUCUUCAUCAUCGAAGGCGUCAUGACCAUCAGCGUUGCUAUGAUCUCUAUGUUUAUUCUGCCGGAUUUCCCGACAACGACAAGACGUCUCUCAGACUCUGAGAGACAGAUUGCUGUUGCACGUCUGGCUGCCCAGAAUGUUACAUCUGUAACUGAAGAUACUGAGCAACUGAGUCACCUUUCUGCUUGUAAGGUGGCCUGUCAAGACUAUCGCACCUGGGCUUUUAUAAUUGGUUAUAUGGUCAUUGUCGGCUCGAGCACCCUGACAUACUUCUAUCCUACCCUUGUGAAAGGGCUUUUCGGAAACGCAUCCACCGAACAAAUCAACUUGUUGACAGUGCCUAUUUACGCGGCAGCAUUCGUUGCAACUGGUGUUACCUCAUAUUACAGUGAUAAGGUAUCCACUUGGCGUGGAUUGAUCAUUGCUUCCUGGCUGGCGUUUUCUUUGAUUUGUUCGAUCAUUGUCUGCGCCGUGUACAACUUCACAGCACGAUACGUUCUCCUUGUUCUCAUGGCAGCUGGUCUAUGGUCUGCUAAUGGAGGAACGCUAGCUUAUGCAUCCUCUGCAUUUGCUGGCAUGCACCCGCAGGCCCGGGGAGUUGCCUUAGCCAUGGUUAAUGCAUUAGCCAAUUUAGCGCAGAUAUACGGAUCGUACCUUUUCCCUGAAACUGACAGUCCUAAGUAUAUUAUGGGGUUUUCUGUCAUUUCCGCUAUGUUGGCAGUUGGUGUGAUUGUUUUUGUGUGCCUGCAUAUUUGGUUUCGUCGGCUGUCGCGGUCGCACCAGGUAGUCCAGUGA
Molecule: messenger RNA, 1416 nt
Organism: Penicillium brasilianum
Lineage: Eukaryota; Fungi; Ascomycota; Eurotiomycetes; Eurotiales; Aspergillaceae
Source: the annotation of a GenBank genome assembly